AUGGGCAAAGGGAAGAAAAACAAAAACCAUCCCCGCCGGGACGCCAAUCUCGCAGCUAAGGCACCCAUCACGGAUACCACGGAUGCCAGUGGUGGCACUGCCGCGCCAGUCAGUGGUGAGAGCAGCACUAGUAGCACCCCCACCACCAAAGCCACCGGCAAACCGAAGAAUAAAACAGCAGCCUCAAAGGUCCCCAAUUGCCAUUUCGUGCCACGGUGGAUAUUAAAGAACUUUGCUUUGCAGGGGGGAUCUCGCCGUUCUAACGACCCAGAAAUUCACUGCUUCGAUUUGGAUAAAAAAAACCUUACCCGUCCUUUCGUCAGCCAUGAAGCCUACGCGAAAGAAGGUUUGUUUAAGGACCCCGAUAGCGCACCGGGUAGUGCCACCUACAAGCUCGAGACGGAACUCAGUCAACUCGAGGGCAAGGCGAGCAGAUCCUUCCAGGAAAUAAGGGAUGCACUCAACAAUCGCGGUAAAAACUCGAGCGCAGGCGCGAUCCCGCCACCACUGUGCAUAAAGCAGAAGAGAAAGUAUUUGCAGAACUUACGCAAGUUCAUGUUUGUCAUGUACUAUCACCAGCUCUCUGUAGGGGAAACGUACUACAAUGAAACGCAUCCCGACAACGCCAACUUGCAGGAAUGGAUUAAAGAUUAUUGUGAAAAAUACGGGCUUUCGACCUCCCCCGAGGACAUGCACAUAUGGCUCCAUGUCCUCCAACACUACCUCCGGAAGGGGCAUGAUGACCUUAUGGAGGAAGGUAGAAAGGCUGAAGCCAAGACAAUGGAAACUAUAUUCGACAAACUUGGACCGGGCUCCUUUUCCAAGAACCUGAUUCGCGACUUCCAGGCUACGGCUAAAGCUACUAAAGUUGACCCAAAGCUCGAAGAGUGGAAGUCACUCCCGUACUAUAACAAUAUGCAGAUGUUCCUCGUGAUCUGGGAGGCCGCCCCCGGCGAGGAGUUUCUCAUGUCAGACAACUCAUUCGGCCUCUACGAAGGACGAACCGACGAAGCUGGACCACUCCACUGGAUCUAUGUCAUAUCUCCUAGGAUCGUUCUUGUUCUUUGUCAUCCAGGCCUCAGAGAUACCCGCCGUCUGCCUGGUUUUAUAGAUCUUUUGAACCCAUUCCAGUUGAGCGAGAAACACCGCAGCAUGUCCAUGCUGCUGAACGCUCCCCAUCCAGCGGCAAUCGUGAAGUACAAAAACAAACCACUCUCUUCAGAGAAUACUAUAUUUCUUUACGGAAAUGCUGGAGCCGCACCCGCCCAUCCCGACGAUGAAUUCGAAAUUCAGAUAUCUGUACUCUCACCAGAAGACACCCAUACCAUCAACGCAAUCAUUCUAGGCAACGUCAGGGAGAAGGGCCUAGUUACGUUUCACUCAAAAGAGGCCGCUCUCAGAACCUUGGACGAAUUUGCCAAAAACCGAGCGUUUGAUCAUAAACUAAAGCCCAAGUUCGCACCGCUCGCAGAAGGGUUGUCGGAGGACCCCCAUGUCCGACCAAACGUCCACUUCAACCUACAGCCUUUCGAGCCAGAGACCACCAUCCCCCCCUUCCGACUUCCCCCCCUGUCUACCGAGCCUGGUACCUUCUGGGAAACAUCUCUUAUGGUUUAUCAUACCUUGCACAGGGGGCAUAAUCCCCAAUGUAUAUCCUACCGGCUGUGGGAAAAGAUGCAUACUGAAAUGAUCAAAAAGACUGUGGACACUUAUUUAGAGCUCCGACCGGCAAGGCUGGUAUCCAAGCUAGACGACAAUGUGGCCUACAUUCUGUUCAAGUUCUGCACGAUACUUAUCCCAACUCUUUUUGACGGAUCUCUCACCUUGGAAGUAUACUUGGAACAGUUGAUAAUAGGCUUUCUGGACAAUCUCUUGAAAAACAACCGACCCUUCUUUGAUAUGAUUGAAGAGCGGGUCAUUAGAUGCCUCCGUGAGGGUCAUCACCAGCCAGAGCUCGCCAGGACGGCUAGAAUCAAGGAAUUCCUCAGUCCCGAGGAUGAUGAAGAUGUUCCAGUCCCUGUAGGCUUGUCAUUUCAUGAUUCCGAGGCCGCAGCGAAUCGGACAGACAUCCCUCCAAACCCAGACAUGGCCUAUAUGGAUUGGGCAUUUGCUCGAACGGACUACAUUCGAGGCACCAGGAUUCCGAGCGAGCUUGAUCUGCCUUCUUCGCCGAGCCCAACGAAGCCAGAGCAGGGAGAAGGGUCGUCGGAUCCAGACGAAAAGCAAUUUAUGGACUUUUUUGCAAAGAUGAAAAAAGCGGAUCUCGAACAAGAAAUUAGAGAUUUAGUCCCAUCCCACCCAUGCGUUACGGCUGACGACUCCUUGGGUAGAGAGGAAGUAACUCCAGAAGCGAGCCAGGAUCUACACGCGGAGGUCAGCCAGGGAAUUCAUCCCAAUGGUGGGCGGAGCCGGGGGGUGAGCCAUGAACUGAAUUCGAGCUUCAGCCCGGAUGUUAGUGUCAAAACCAAGGCGAAACAAACGCUAGAGCAUGAAACGCUCAUGAAAGGUGUUGAUCCGGUUAUUAGAGGUAAUACAGAGGUUAGCCAGGAGGUUGAGUGGGGUGCCAGCGGCAGAGCACGGAGAGAUCUAGGCGGUAUAGCCCUGAUGCUUGUGUUGUGGGCCGUGGUCAUCGCUCUUGCUCCAGUUGUUUAUUCUGCAUGUAUCUGCGGUGAAGUAGUGUCCCAGGUUUGGGAGAUUUUAUUUCUGCAUUACCAGCCAUUCAUCGUUCCCAAGAGAGCUCAGACCCCGGAAUUUGGGGGGUUUGUAAGGCAGGAGUACAUUCAUGGGCUGGGCUACGCUUUUACCGUAACCGUCGGCUGUAUUAGUAUCGUAUGCGAUGCCUUUUAUCGUUACAGCUCCCUGACCUUUGUGGAUUUUUGUACUUCACUAGCCUUGAAUACACUCAACAACGUCGAUGGGCAGUGCACACGUAUUUUGUGUUGGUGGGUGUCUCUUGCGAAUUAA
Messenger RNA from Morchella importuna, 2964 nucleotides. RefSeq lists its product as uncharacterized. NCBI's taxonomy places the organism in Eukaryota, Fungi, Ascomycota, Pezizomycetes, Pezizales, Morchellaceae. The transcript is spliced from 4 exons. The record is from RefSeq and is a predicted model, not a curated record. Bases 1 to 2964 code for a protein of 987 amino acids.